AUGAUGGCACAAACUGCGAGAGCCUGUUCCUUUCUUGAUCGCCCGUGGCCUUUGGAUGACGUGAUAUCGAUCCCGUCCGAUUCCGAGUCUGAAACAGAUAGUGACGCCGAAGUGAUGGGACAAGAUGUCCCGCGUGUACACUUUACACACGACCAGCAUCUUGACGACUCGCUUCCUUCUAUCUCUGCGAUUGUGGCGUCCAUGGUUAACGUCGGACACGGUCCAACAAAAGACGUCAGUGAGCAAUUGCAAACCCAACUUCAAGGUGCAAUGGCAAUCUCGAGCCUAGGGAGCUCAACCCAGGAUCUUUGCUUAGGGGGGGAGGGAGAAAGUUCUGAUUCAUCAGCCUUAAACUCUCCGAGAGGUGUGAUUUUCGUCUCAAGAGCUCUCGAUGGCCCGGGGAUCGCCGCUGACUCUAAUGAGUUGGUGUCUCCGGCAAUACAACAACAUAAUGACGGCGUAAACUCGGUUUUGCCUACAUCUAUACCAACACCUGGUGUCGUCUCGGUGGCCUCCGAGCGUCGGUCAGCGCAAUCCGCACCUGUGUUGCCUCCAAGGGAUGAAGCACUGCAAGAGGAGAAUGUAGAACCUCCUUUUCAACCCUGUCUUGCAUCCACGACCAUCCCCGUCCAGCAUUCUCAAUCGCAGAAUUGCAUUGUCGUGUCGUCAAACCAGUGCAGCCAGAUUCAUAACGUCAAUGUUGACCACGGCCGCAUUAGUGGCAUGGUUUCGCGAAGCGACGACGAAUUGCAUAGUGUGGCUCGACCCGCCUCGGCCCAAACAACACCGUCGGGAUGCAGCCGCCCAGUCUCGCGUCGAGGAGGUUUGAUGGAGGGUGUUCAGAAACACCAAACGGCAGAUAAUACUCUGCCCAUGGAUUCUCGCCUUAGCUCUUCGCCAACUGGUCAAGGAUGGGAUGAGGAGUGCCAGACAAGCAUCAGUGCCAACCACACAGUGAGCCAGCCCGAAGAAAUGGAAAAGCGGUCGUCUAGUCGUCGUGGCUUCAGAAAAGCUUACAACCUUCGCCGUCUCCCGGUCAAACGACAACUCACCGCGGAACAAAAGGACGGCGGGUCUAACGAAAAGCUUGUGCCACAGCGCAAACUUCGCAAGCUUAUAUGCCCUCAGCCUAAGAAGCUUGGUUCACAGCAAGGCUCGGGUCCAAGGCGAAAUCGAAAAGCACACUUCUUGAGGAAGAAUACGACAAAAAGCAGCAGCAACGCGUCUGUUGCAAAUGCAAAAAGGCCUGCCCAUUCCGGUGUUGCGGGGUACGAGGCAUGGCCACUUGGCAAUCCGGUCCUAAAAUGCACUAAACAGAAUGGCACUGUUAUGUUCCAACUACAGUUUACUAGUGAUACUUUGUGGAAUACACUAGCUGCCCAGAACGAUCCAAUCCCGAAAGACGGCCAAGCACCAAACAAAGUCGAAGACCGGAGACUUAGAGCCAGAAAGGAGCAAUCCAACCAACAACAUGCGGAAAAUAUAGCGCAGCAGUCCAUCCAAGCUGCCUACCCAAGUGUCUGUCCCGACAUUUACCGAAUGGAUUGCCUGCUUGCUCGGUGGAGGCGACACACUUUCCUGGUGAAAUGGUCUGAUGCCACCACGACGUGGGAGCCGAGAGGACACAUCAUAGAUAAAGGAUUGCUCAAUAGGUUUGAGGCGAGUUGGCAAGGUUUUGACGCGGGCGUGGAUGUUUUGGGAGCCCGAUUGAGAGCUGGGAAACUUCAACGCCUUUUGCAUUGGCAUGGUCGUCCGUCCAAAGAGGAUACUUGGGUACGAAGCGAGCUUCUAAGCCCGCAACUCAUGCGGAGGAUUCAAUCAAAUGACAUAUAUGGUGCUCAUAUUUGA
Metarhizium brunneum ARSEF 3297 is the source of this 1848-nucleotide messenger RNA. RefSeq lists its product as uncharacterized. The record is from RefSeq and is a predicted model, not a curated record. NCBI's taxonomy places the organism in Eukaryota, Fungi, Ascomycota, Sordariomycetes, Hypocreales, Clavicipitaceae.